AUGAAACAGUGGCGACUUGUCUCCUGUCUUUUCUGCCUGCUUUUUCCCAAAGGUACGGCUAACUGUAUCAGUACCAAUGACUGCAAUAGGAAACAAUCGACUGACUGAUACCCAGUAACCAAGUUUGCUUCAAAGCUUACAUUAAUUUGCUCUGCUGUUACUGGGAACUCACUGUCCACCGGUUUCAAUCACUGUAGCCUUUUUGAAAACUUUUACAUCUUACAAACUUCAAUAAUUACUGACUAAUUCUUAACUUUCCUCAAAUAUUUUUGCCCCAGCACUUUUUUAACGAUUCUUAUCUUUUCUAACUGCGGCUACAACGUCUAAAUCUUUCAGAUUUAGAACGGCAACUUUAGCUGCAUCAAUAAUCCCCAGAGAGUUCGUAGUCUCUUAAAUCUCUUUCAUUUGUAGGGAAAGCUUGCAAACUGCAUGAAAUUUUGACUUCAUUUGUUUAACCAGAGUUGAGCUUAUUCAUAAUUUUUCGUAAGCCAUUCUGCUACCUUUCUUUGAAAGUAUCGCACAAAUUUUCCUUAUUUACCCUCCACUAUGACACUCUGAACAGAUGUCAAGACUAUAACAUUUGUAAUAUUUGACAGCAGAGGGUUAAAACGGAAUAACUCAAGCUAACAAAUAAGAAUGUAAAAUCUUUGUUCAGCUCUUAGGCGAAGAAUAGUGGUUAAAACAGACAAUUUUAUGCAAUUUCAGGACUAAAAAGUUAAAACAAAGGAUGUAAAAAUAUCACAAUUUUGGUCAAAUUUGUGAUCAAACGAAUGCAUCAGACAGACAUCAGGUAUUGGCUGAUGAAGAUCUGUGAAUAGAUUUCCGUCUUUUAGUAAAAACUUCAAAACUUAAGUCUGAAAAUUUCGCCUGAACUCUUCUCGGGGUGAUUUUUGAUCUUUAUGAUAUCAUCGUUUGUAAAACAUUCCCACCAAAAAGCUAUCGAUCGAAGCAGGUAGUAAUUAUUUCUCUUUGAGUCAGGCUUUAUUUUUAGAGAUGCAAAACUGAUUUGAAGCAGCGUUCUAAAAAUUUCUGUAUGGUCAGUGCGCUUUUUACAGACUUCUUAUGUUUUAGUAAAAAUAGUUGCUUUCAGUAAAAGUGAAGAUUUGCGAGGUCUGAAGUUAUGUUACCAGAAUAUUCUUGUGCUCUCUUUUUUUAAUGUUCAAAAAUAACUAACGAGCAAUGUGGAUGAUUCUUGAGUAACGACGCUCGCUGACGAACUUCAAAAAAUUUUUAAUUAAUUCAACUGAGACUCCACAGCCUUUUACAAACCAAAUUAACCUGGUUUUAAAUUUUACAAACCUUGGCAAAAUCUUUAUACAGUCGCUAUCUAUUAAAAAUAUUCUUAUUUUUCUUCGAUAAGAAGAAAAAAUCUAAAUAAAUAUUAUAUUUUCUGUGAACUCAUUUCUAAAAGUUUUGGUUUCAGUGGAAGGCGGGAGGCGUGAGCGAAAACAACUUUUUAUUCUUCUUUCAGUGUUGGCCCUGAGUUUCUUUUCUUGUGAAUCUCAAUUUUCUUGGAGCCAUUGCCGGAAGACAAGUAAAACAUGUAAGCCUGAAUAUAAAUGCGGCAAGGUGUACAUCAACAUUGACGGGAAGGAAAAUAUUCAGAAUGAUUGCCUGCCUCCGGAGUGGUGUUUAAAGGAAAACCAUUAUGACUGUAGAGAUCAUCUUCCCAAGAACAGCACCGUCUGUGACAUUCAUUGUUGCGAUGAUGAUAACGAUUGCAAUGCGGGUGCGGUGCGCCAGAUCAACGGAAUCCUGCUGUUGACAUGCGUCCUGCUGUCGGUUUUGUAA
Pocillopora meandrina is the source of this 1791-nucleotide messenger RNA. The record is from the annotation of a GenBank genome assembly. Lineage: Eukaryota; Metazoa; Cnidaria; Anthozoa; Scleractinia; Pocilloporidae.